GGUGCCGCAGGUACGACUCCGCUGUUCACACCGAGCAGCUGUGGAAGCGGCUGGGAUCACUAACUACUGUCUGCCGACGGCCUGAAGCUACAACCACCAAUGUGGAUGGCGGUGCAGUGCGUCACAACAAGUACAAGUACCGCCGACGACUCGUGUGCCUCCGCUGAUACCUCCUCCUCCAGCGCCUCUGCAAGUGACAUCGGCAGCCUCGUAAAUUUGGAGGCCUUCCCGAUCGAGGACGUGUCCCGCCCCUUUCUGGCUGCGGCGCGGACAGCGCUCUUCGAAACGGGCGUCGCUUCGUUCCCAGACUUCCUCCGCCCCGCCGCGGUGGCUGCAGCCGCUGGCGAAGCGACGCUGGCCUCGCCGACCGCGUUCGUCACCGACAGCGAACACAACGCGUGGCAGACAGAGCGAAACACAUCAUUGCCGGCGGACCACCUGGCCAACCUCUUUAUGCGAACGCGGGUGGCGAGCGUCGCCACCGACGAGAUUGGCCCGACACUGAAGAGACUCUACGAGGCUCCCGAGCUGCUCGCCUUCCUCUCUGCCCUGCUGCAGCGGCCUCUCUUCCGGCUCGAUGACCCAAUCGGCGCGUGCACGAUCAAUGUCUUUCGCGAGGGGUGGCACCACGCCUGGCACUUCGACGAGGCGGAGUUCACAGUCACGCUCUCGCUCCAGGCCGCCGACGAGGGCGGCCACUUUGUCUUCACCCCGCCCCUCCGCACCUCCGCCGACGACCCCGCAAAUGCGGCGGUCGCCUCGGUGCUGCGCGCGCAGACGGAGCACGCAUUCUCCCUCCCCGGCGACGGCACGGGCGAGAGUGGCGGCGCGGCGGUGCCCGUGCGGACGGCGCCGUUUGCGCCGGGGACGCUGCAGGUGUUUGCUGGCCGCGACUCGUUCCACGCCGUCACUCCGACGCGGGGCCCUCGCGAGCGGCUGGUUGCCGUGCUGUGCUUCGCGAGCCGGCCAGGAGUGCGCAACUCGCCGGCAGUGCAGCAAAUGUUCUGGGGCAGGACGUCCUCGUGACCAGCCCCGACGAGAGUGACGCUGACGGGACCAACUGGAGUCGGUGGGCACUGAGCUGUCAACCGCGGGAGCUGUGUCCUGUGACGUGACACACAUCUUAGGGACGCAUCGCGACGUUUAAAACCUUCUCAACGUCUCAC
This is a messenger RNA of Emiliania huxleyi CCMP1516, 1166 nucleotides long. RefSeq lists its product as hypothetical. The transcript is spliced from 6 exons. The record is from RefSeq and is a predicted model, not a curated record. Lineage: Eukaryota; Haptophyta; Isochrysidales; Noelaerhabdaceae. Bases 100 to 1026 code for a protein of 308 amino acids.